GGCCGUAGCUGCUAUGCCUACUAUACGGUACCCGCUAUACGUUACAGCGCAAGCCUAUAACCUUCUUUAUAAUAGUACAGAGUCCUGUUGUGUUAUUGCAGUAGCUCCUCCUCCUCUACCGGCGGCGACGACGGUAUUAAUAGCUGUUUCUGCUUCUGCUACUGCUUCUUCUUCUUCUUCUUCUUCUUCUUCUUCUUCUUCUUCGUAGGACGAGGUGUACGCGGCUAGGAGCGUUCGAAAGGCGUAGGCAUACUGCGCUUACGCCUACUAGCACGCUGAGACAUUGCUAACACUUUAGAAAUUGCUAUAACACGACUUCUCACACAAACAAUGGCUUCAACUUCCGAAUUAG
Molecule: messenger RNA, 352 nt
Organism: Baudoinia panamericana UAMH 10762
Lineage: Eukaryota; Fungi; Ascomycota; Dothideomycetes; Mycosphaerellales; Teratosphaeriaceae
Exons: 1
Coding region: 14-208 (64 amino acids)
Source: RefSeq, a predicted model, not a curated record